AUGCCGUUUUUCACCGAUUUUUUUGUCGACACGCUCAACUACAGCCUAAUCCCGCCGAGAGCGCCUGAUGCGCUCACUGGCGGCGCUGAUCUCAAUCGCGCGCUCAUUGUCGCCCGCCCUUCAUCUGUGCAAGCGUCUCUGCUAGGACGUUGCCCCCCCCCCAUCAAUGCAGGUUUGUCCGUGACCAGCUGCAGCGAUGUCCGGACUCUGCAGCGCAGGAGCUGGUGUCGGGCCCUGCUGGGGAAACUGAAAGAAUGGAGCCCCCAGAUCCAGGAAAUGGGGGAACUGCUCAGGAAGGUGGGAGACAAGCUGGACAGCGACGUGGACUUGCAGAGACUGAUCGAUCGCGUCUAUUCCGCCCCCCGCGACGUUUUCUUCCGGGUCGCCAAGGAAAUGUUCGCGGACGGCAAAUUGAGCUGGGGCCGCGUGGUGACGUUCCUCUAUUUCUGCGGCAAGGUCAUCAUUAAGGUGCGACACACAGCGCCCCCAGCGGCCGGGAGGUGUCAUUGCAGCCUUAUAACCCUUAUAGCGCCCCCAGCGGCCGGGCGGUGUCAUUGCAGCCUAUUAUAUAGAUCCCAUAGCGCCCCCAGCGGCCGGGCGGUGUCAUUGCAGCCUAUUAUAAUGAUCCCAUAGCGCCCCCAGCGGCCGGGCGGUGUCAUUGCAUCUCAUGGCGAUC
Molecule: messenger RNA, 676 nt
Organism: Coturnix japonica (Japanese quail)
Lineage: Eukaryota; Metazoa; Chordata; Aves; Galliformes; Phasianidae
Source: RefSeq, a predicted model, not a curated record